AUGUCAAUCAAAUUAGCCUAUUAUCUCUUUACUCGCUUGCGCCAACUGGGCAUCCGAUCUAUCUUUGGCGUCCCAGGCGACUACAACCUCCACUUACUUGACUUCGUUGAACCAUCUGGCUUAGCCUGGGUGGGCACUUGCAAUGAGCUCAACGCUGCUUAUGCGGCUGAUGGAUAUGCCCGGAUAAAUGGCCUUUCAGCUUUGGUAACCACAUUCGGUGUUGGGGAGCUCUCUGCGAUCAACGGCAUUGCAGGUGCUUAUGCCGAGAAAGCGCCGAUUAUUCACAUUGUGGGCACGCCUGCACGAACAACGCAAGAGUCACGAGCUUUGGUACAUCACACCCUCGCAGAUGGAGAGUUCCGACGAUUUGCGGACAUGGCCUCCCAUGUAACAGUGGCACAAGUGGACCUGAAAGACCCCCGGCUAGUACCCGAUCAGGUCGACUGGGCUCUCAGGGAGGCGAUAAUUCACAGUCGGCCUGUUUACCUAGAAGUGCCAGACGACAUGGUUGAUGUUCACGUGAACGCGUCGAACCUCACAUCGAUGAUCUGCAUCCCCCCGGCUCCAGUCACUGGAGAUGAACCAGUUGUAUUGGGUCGCAUCCUGGAACGGAUGCACACUGCCAAGCGGCCAUUGAUACUGGUGGAUGGGGAAAGCAGACCUAUGAAAGUACUGGGUGACAUUGAUAAACUAGUAAAGACAACCGGCUGGCCAACAUGGACAACGAUCUUUGGCAAGAGCUUAGUGAACGAACAACUACUGAAUGUGUACGGUGUUUAUGCUGGAUCACUAAGCGAUGCGCAAUGGAAGAAUUAUUUUGACUCAGCAGAUCUAAUCAUCAACAUGGGUCCUCACUAUAGCGACACCAACAGCCAGAACUUCACGACCAUUCCCGAUCCAGCUGUGACGAUUACAUUUUCGAAUACCUACAUCCAAAUCGACAAUGAUAUCUAUCGAGAUACGCAUCCUAGCAACAUCCUUCCUCAAUUACUAGAAGCGAUCGACACCAGCAGAAUCCCCAGAGUAACUGGGCCUGCUAAAUCAACAAAAGAAGCAGGCCAGCUUAAUUCGUCCGAUUCAAUCACUCAGAAAGAUUUCUAUAGUAUUGUGAACUCAAUGAUCUGUGAAGGUGACCUUGUUCUCACAGAAACAGGCACUGCGGCACACGGGGGUCGUGAUAUGAUCCUGCCGCAAAACACUCGGCUUCUUGGCCCUGCCACCUGGUUAUCAAUCGGGUACAUGUUACCCGCGACAGUAGGAGCGGAAUUAGCUCAGAGAGAACGAACAAACAAUCCAGAGUCCCGCGCCAUCCUUUUUAUCGGAGAUGGAAGUCUACAAAUGACUGUUCAGGAGAUCAGCACGAUGAUCAGGGAAAACUUGAAUGUUAUCAUCAUCGUCAUUAAUAAUGAAGGCUAUACCAUCGAGCGAGCUAUUCAUGGGAGGAAACAGUCUUAUAAUGAUAUUGCUCCUUGGAGCCAUGCUCAGGCUUUGAGCUUCUUCGGGGCGGAUGAUAGGCAUGCCAUGCAGAGUUACUUUUCUGCCCGGACAUGGGGUGAGUUGGAUGUCGUUUUGAGAGACAAGAGAAUACAAGCUGGAACAGGAGUGAGGAUGGUGGAAGUAUUCAUGGGCAGGGAAGACGUUCAGGGGGCUUUAUUACGCCUCAUGGCGAACCAAAUAGCUGAUGAGUAG
Molecule: messenger RNA, 1689 nt
Organism: Aspergillus caelatus
Lineage: Eukaryota; Fungi; Ascomycota; Eurotiomycetes; Eurotiales; Aspergillaceae
Product: alpha-keto acid decarboxylase family protein
Exons: 1
Coding region: 1-1689 (562 amino acids)
Molecular function (GO): magnesium ion binding; carboxy-lyase activity; thiamine pyrophosphate binding
Source: RefSeq, a predicted model, not a curated record